Molecule: messenger RNA, 4165 nt
Organism: Caenorhabditis auriculariae
Lineage: Eukaryota; Metazoa; Nematoda; Chromadorea; Rhabditida; Rhabditidae
Source: the annotation of a GenBank genome assembly
AUGGCGCUGGCCGAGGUUGGCGACCGUCUGGAGCCGCCGACGCACGAUCCUCUCAACGUCGAUCGCCACGCGCCAAAAAUUCCUCAGACGGCCGACCUCUACGCCGCAAUCGGUGCCUGUCAGCACGGACGUCAGACCGUUGUCGAUGAUCUUCUGCGCUCGGGCCUUUCUCCCAACUCGGUGGAUGACGUUAGUGAAGUCUUUUGACUUUGAGGUCUUCAUAAGGAUGACUUUUUUCGAUCUCAGGUGAAAGUUAGGGAACUUUUACUUUUGGCUCCUCAGAACGCGAUUGGAAGCUUUCUAACAAGUAGCUUCCCAAUACCUACUCAGAAAAAAUCCUGCCGAAAGCCUUCCAGAAGCUUUCCAGCAGGCUUUUGGAAGGCUUCUGGCAAGCAAUUUCCCUUCUCACCUUCCAAAAACCGUCCUCUCUGCAGAAUAUUUAAAAAAGAAACAAAUGUUUUUGAGAAAAAGUACCGUUUCAGGACGGGUGCUCACUACUACACUGGGCUGCAAUCAACAAUCGCAUCGAUGUCAUCAAAAUGUGAGAUUUUCUUUUUACUAACUAUUCAUUAAUCAAACUUUCAGCCUUAUUUCUUACGGAGGUGAUCCAAACAAACUCGGUGGGGUCCUUGUAUCCAGUCCAUUGCAUUGGGCUGCGCGCAACGGACAUGUCGCGGUUUGCGCCGUUCUUGUCAAGGUUCUCUUGAAAUUAAAAUUUUUUUUGAACUUUUUGUAUAAAGUUUCCUUCAUUGAGCUGUAGUCGUAUGAUUUUUGAAAGCGGGAACAAAAACUAAAAAAAGAUCCUAUAGAUCUGUGCACAUUUUUUCUAGUUUAAAUAUUGAGAUCUUUCCAAAAAAAUAUUUUAACAUUUUAAGAAGGUAUAGAGCUUGCUUGAAUCAUCAAAAAGCAACUUUUCAGGCCGGCGCUGUUUGUAACGUACGGGACGCUCAAGGAUACACUCCAGUUCACCUGGCAAUUCAAGGAUCUCAUGUCCCUCUAGUCGCAUAUUUCUUACUCAAGUUUGACUACGUCAAGGAUAUCACAGACAACAGCGGUAGAUCUUUCCAAAACAUUUUUUUCUAGAAGAUACAUUUUAGGAAUGACUCCCGCAAUGUGGUGCGCCUACCGGUCAUUUGCCAUGUUUCCGAUAAGAUUGGUCGUGAGAGCCGGUGCUGAUUUGAGUCUCAAGGAGCACUUACAGGUAACAUAAAGUUUACUUUUUUCACCGGUAGUCUAUGGACAAAAAUCUUACAGUGUUUGUUAUUUGUGUGACGGAUCUAUUCAAGAUUUUUCAUGUGAUGAACCCAAAGUCACCAGAUUUGAACCGUAAAUAAUACAAACAUUUAAGGGUUCAACUGCAUUACACUUUGCUGCACAGGAAAGGAAUUAUUCGGCUGUUGUGUAAGUUUUUUUUAAGUGAUUCACAUAAUUUUCCUCUUUUAGAGAAUUGCUGAAAGGUGGCGCCGAUAUUUCGAUUCGAAACAAACAACAGGAAACCGCGUUGGACAUUGCUAGGAAUCAUAAAAAUCUCAGGAUUAUUGGUUAGUUUCUGUGAAAUACAACCCUUUGGGGUAAAGCUUUAGUCUCAAAAAAUACAGAAAAGGUUUACUUUUCAAAUUGGAUUGGCUCUUUAAUAAACCAUUUUUUUAAUCAUAGCCACAGAUGUUCAGAAAAUAGUCAACCUUCAAAAAGCAAAAAAACUUAUUUUAUUAGUUUUUUUGAAAGAUCUCUCCGGCAUUUUUUUCACUCUAUAGAGGAAAAUUUGAGCCGUACCGAAAAUUAUCGUUUUGACAAUAAACUGAAAAAACACAAUUUCCUUAAAAAAAAAACUUUUUUCCAGAGCAACUCGAACAAGCCGGAAGAAAACAAGGACACAUCAGAAGCUCAUGUCGUUUCCUACGUGCAGAUCCUCCUCUCAUCACCUACUUUUUCUUCUUCCUGCCACUUCUGGUGAUCGUCGGGAUGUGGUUCGUCUUCGCGCAUCUGCCGUUGACGAUCGCCCUUCUCAUAACGGCGAUCUUCUUCGGAUUCAUCCUGGCAACCGUUCACUUCGAUUUCCACGCCCCCAAUUAUCGUCUCCUACCUAUUGGAAUCACUGUAGCCGAAGCGUCGCUCAUGUUGGCGUCUUGGUAUGUUUUUUUUUUUUUGACAUUUGUACCUGAAACUCGAAAAAUGAACUCUUACAAGCUCCGAAAAAUAAGUUGAAAAACUUCUGAAUUUUUUCCACGAGAAAGUUUGAACUGCACAAACUCAUGAUUUUUCUUCCUGAGGGAUAUUAUGAUCCAACUUAGGGUCUGCAUGAAGUUAUAAAAUUUAAAAGACCUAUUGUCGAUUCAGGGCGAACUACGCGCAUUGGUACGUUCCGUGGUGGCUUCAGCUGCUCUUCGUGAUCUCAUUCACGUCUCUCAUUUUCUCCCUCGUUAGGUUUGUUUAUAAUAUUUCAGAAACACGAAUACAAUUAUUUUCAGAAUCACAGUACUUGAUCCGGGUAUCGUUAAACCCAAGAAGGAUUGUCACUCGAUGUACAUCGAGGAGGCCGAAUCUGGGAUCCAACACCAAGAAAAAUACUGUUUCACCUGUUUCGUCCGGAAACUCGAGCAAACCAAGCAUUGCGCCGUCUGUGAUCAGUAAGUUCCUCAUUACUUUAUAAUAUUCGUCCACGCGGUGGGUUUUUUGUCAUCUCUAUGCAUUAUUAACGAGUGACGUCUGGCGAAACAUUCAUGCGUGCUGUCUGUCAAUUUUCUUUGAAAAUUACGAAUAAAUGCUUCGUUUUGAACUACACGAUUGCGUACUCUAGCCGUUUUUGGAAAUGAUCUGUGUCUUUUGAAAUAUCGAGAAAAUAGUCCAUUCAGAACCUGUUAUGAAGUUUUGAAGGGUCAUGGCAAAUUUGAUUGGGAGGGGGCGAUGUUUUCAAAGAUCCAUUCGGCUGGGAAAAUUCCUUGGGAAUGACCAUUCAAACCAAUUAAACUAUUAUUUCUAGAAAAGCUAAUCAAGCAAUCAUUUUCACGUUUUUUGAGCAGAUUUUUGGAUUUUUGUCCAUUUCUUAAAAGGAAAGUUUCUGAGUUCAACUUUUCUCAGACUUUACACACUUUCCAGUAGUAAGUAGUAAGUAUCAAAAAUUUUCACGUGCUCUAUUUUCUAGCUGAAGGAUUGUUCAAUCUUAACUUUGGCAACCAACCAAAUUCCAACUUUUUCAGCUGCGUUCUCCAGUUCGAUCACCAUUGCCCCUGGCUUCACAAAUGCAUCACUCGUCGGAAUAUGCGCGAAUUCAUUCUUUUCGUGACUUCCGUCAUGGUUUCUUCGCUGGUAUACUGCCUGGCGACCGGUCAUUUUGUGCUUCUCGACGUUGCUGAUCACGGAUUCCGUUAGUUUCAAACACCAAGCCUUUUUGAAAUAUUGAACGAAUUCAGAAGAGUUUGUGAAGUAUCACGCUUUCCUGUUGAUCACGGUGAUUCUGUCAGCCAUCCACGCAAUCAUGCUGUGUUUCCUGUUGUGUGUUCAACUCAAUCAGGUAUUUCAAUAUUUUUAAUUAUUUUCUUCUGAACUUUUUUGUCAUAGAAGAAAUCUGGGUUUUCUUUAGUUUUUUCUUCGAAGCUUCCCAGCUGGAUUUUCUUACAUACGUGUAGUUCUAACUUUCUCAAAUAUUUUGCCCUCAAAAUUAUUUUUUUUUAUGUAAAAAUUUCAAGCUGCACUUAUUGGAUUUGGAGAGCCCUCGUUACAACAUGUUUUAUUCAUCAUAUGUUAACAAUAAUAUUUUAAUUAUAUCUUGAGAACUUUCAAAUUUAUCAAGACACGGCACAUACUGUAAUGUAAUGAUCUUUUUUUCAAAAAUUUUGAGGACUUGAGAAGGUUUUUGAAAAAAACGUAAAAAUGGAACUUGAGAAGACCUUCUGGUCAGGAAAAUUGAACGAAAUUUCAAGUUUUUAUCGACUUCUUUCGCAAUUAUUGAUAUUAAAAUUAAAGUUCCAUUCAGAUCUCCUUGGAAAUGACGACUAACGACCGUAUCAAGGCUACCCUGGGCGGCACAUGGCGGGAAAUCCGGCCAUGGUCACAGUCACAAUCCAUUCGCCAAUCACCGCAAAGUCGGCAUCGCCACUCGAUGUCACAAUAUUCUCGAGUUUUUCUCCUCAAACGGAGAGGCUCUUGUAUAAAAAAGAGAUUCUAA